This is a messenger RNA of Schistosoma mattheei, 2053 nucleotides long. NCBI's taxonomy places the organism in Eukaryota, Metazoa, Platyhelminthes, Trematoda, Strigeidida, Schistosomatidae. The record is from the annotation of a GenBank genome assembly.
GUCACAAAUUGUUAUUCAUUAAUAUUGUCUAAUGUAAUAUUGAAACAAAAUAAUGAUUAUCAUCAUUUGUUCUGUAUACAUUUGUGGAACUAUAAUCAAUUGAACAUAUUUUUAUAUUAUUUCUAUACAUACUCUAAAAUAACACUUUGAAAAAAACAAACUGUUUACUAUUUCUUGAUUAAUGGCUUCAGUAUUAACAUCACUUGCAAAUAAAUUAGCUCGUAGACUAAGUGAUACACAAGUUCCUUCAUCAGUUCGAUUUGAUGUAGAUGGUCCUCCAAGGAAUUCUCUACUAAGGCGUCAAAGUGUGGCUGCCGAAAGUUUUGAUCCAGAAAAAGACAGUGAUGAUAAUAAUGAAGAAGAGAGACAAAUUUAUCCGAAAUCUGAUAGUCAACGAGCUAGGCUAACUAAUGCUGUCAAAGAAAUCUUACUCUUUCGAUGUCUUGAUGAAGAACAAAAGUCGAGAGUUAUCGAUGCUAUGCAAGAAAUGAAAGUUAAAGAAGGUGAUGUAGUUAUUAAACAAGGUGAUGAUGGAGACAAUUUCUAUGUAAUUGAAUCAGGCACCUAUGAUAUAUAUGUUAAACAGAAUCAGUCAACUGAAGAGAAAAUUGGUGAAAAAGUUGGAUCAUACAAUGGUCAUGGUUCAUUUGGUGAACUUGCUUUAAUGUAUAAUACAUCACGGGCUGCUUCUAUAAUAGCUACUACAGAUGGUAUACUAUGGCUUAUGGAUAGAAAUACUUUUCGACGUAUUGUUCUUAAAGCAGCCUUUCAUAAACGUCAAACAUAUGUAGAAUUGCUUGAGGAUAUUCCAUUACUUAAAGAAUUAAGUAGUUAUGAACGUACAAAUGUUGCUGAUGCGCUACAAUCCAGAGUAUAUCAAGAUGGAGCAACUAUUAUAUCUCAAGGUGAAACUGGUAAAGAAAUGUUUAUUAUUGAAUCGGGAACUGUAAGAAUAAGUGUAAAAGAGAAUUCAAAAGAAGUGGAAUUGAGUCGAGUUGGUAAAGGUGCUUAUUUCGGAGAAUUGGCAUUAAUUACCAAACGACCUAGAGCUGCUUCAGCUUAUGCUGUAGGUGAGACUAAAUUAGCUGUUUUGGAUGUUGCAAGUUUUGAACGUUUAAUGGGACCAUGUCUUAAAGUUAUGCAAAGAAAUAUUGAUACAUAUGAAAAACAAUUAACUGAAUUACUUGGAAACUAAUAAUCAAUUAAAAUUAAAUGAAUUUAGAUCAAAAUAAUUUAAUUCUAUAGAAAUAAAUAAAAAAAGAAAACUUUUUCUUUCUUUCUUUUUCGUUGUUUUUGUUGUUGUUUUUGUCGUUGCUACUAUCUUUUUUCUUUUUCAAUGUUCAAUCAAAACCCAAGAUGACUAUUUAAACAAAUGAUCUUUCUAUAUAUAUACAUACAUUUAUGAAAAAAAGUAUUCUGUUUAUAUAUUACCAGUUCAUUUUGUCAAUUUAAUGUUUACAUUUCAGAUUCUUCUUGUUUGUUUGUUUUUUUUGUUUUUUCUAAGUGAAUGUAAACGUCAGUACAAUGUUUAGUUUAUUACGUAAAAUCGAUAAGGUUAUUCAUAGAUAUAUUGAUGAUAGUAUCAUCAUAAUAGUAUAUAUAUAUAUAUAUAUAUAUAUAUAUAUAUAAUUUUCUACGGUAAGUUAAACGUUCAUCUUGAGUUGCCACCCCAACAACAACAAAAAACAAAGACGAAAAAACAACAAAAAAGAUACAUAUUACGUAAUACCAUUCACAUAUGAAAUCGAAAGUGAUUAUCAUUGAUUAUUGGAUAUAAAUCUUCUUUUAUGAAAAGAAGAAAACAACAAAAAAAAACGAGCAGCCAGAAUUCAUUUUCAUUUAAGAAUAUUUUUUAAACGAUACAAAUGUGUUAUUCUUUCUUUCUUUCUCUCUCUUUUUUUAAUCAUAACAAUCAAUAUUGUAAUAAAGUAAAGAAAACAAAAAAAAGAUAAGACAAGGUGAGUUACAGUCAAAAUGUGUGAAAGAAGAAAAAGGAAAGAAAUUUGUGCAUUUCCAUUUUUCAUUCUUGUAUUAAGAAAUAAAAAAGCGAUAG